Messenger RNA from Gadus chalcogrammus (walleye pollock), 7066 nucleotides. Its product is annotated as helicase ARIP4-like. The record is from RefSeq and is a predicted model, not a curated record. Gene Ontology annotation, molecular function: ATP-dependent chromatin remodeler activity; ATP hydrolysis activity; ATP binding. Gene Ontology annotation, cellular component: nucleus. Lineage: Eukaryota; Metazoa; Chordata; Actinopteri; Gadiformes; Gadidae.
AUGCGAGGUAACUCCAGCCUCCAGGACAACAUGUCUGCCAGCCAGGAGGCGGGGAGGAUGAUGAUGACGAGGAGGAGGAAGAGGAGGCAGACGGUGUACACAACAGACCAAGAACCGGGGAGCAAAGAUGUGGGGAUAUCUGGUGUGGAGCGGGCGUUGUCCUGGCCCGGCCCGGACGUGGUGGUCUGUGACGAGGGCCACCGGAUUAAGAACUGCCACGCCAGCACCUCCCAGGCGCUGAAGAACAUCCGCACCCGGCGGCGGGUGGUCCUGACCGGCUACCCGCUGCAGAACAACCUCAUCGAGUACUGGUGCAUGGUGGACUUCGUCAGGCCCGACUUCCUGGGCACACGCCAGGAGUUUAGCAACAUGUUUGAGCGUCCGAUUCUUAACGGGCAGUGUGUGGACAGCACGGCCCAGGACCUGCAGCUGAUGAGAUACAGGAGCCAUGUUCUACACAGCCUACUGGCGGGCUUUGUACAGAGACGUGGCCACGACGUCCUGAGGGACCAACUGCCGUCCAAGGAGGAGCAUGUGAUCCUGGUUCGGCUGUCCCCCCUGCAGAGGGUGCUGUACACCGAGUUCAUGAACCGCUUCACGGAGGCCGGCAACUCGGGCUGGCUCAGCCUCAACCCCCUCAAGGCCUUCAGCGUCUGCUGCAAGAUCUGGAACCAUCCGGAUAUUCUUUAUGAGGCCUUGAAGAAGGAGAACCCCGCCAACGAACAAGACUUAGACAUGGACGACAUCGCCUCCGCCCGCUGCCACAACCCAGCCAAUCCCAAGGGCAGGCCCACGGAGAACCCCAUCCCCAUUGGAGGGCUGAGUCUCACCCAGCUGCAGGAGAAGGCCAAUCAGGUUAUCACUUAUGAAUGGGCGAAGGAGCUGAUGGCCGACUACGUUCCCGGGCUGCUGGAGAACUCGGCCAAGAUGCUGCUCCUCUUCCACCUGAUCGAGGAGAGCGUCAGGAAGGGGGACAAGAUGCUUGUCUUCAGUCAGAGUUUGUCGACACUCACGGUGAUUGAGGACUUCCUGGCCAAGAGACCAGUCCACCCCUCCUCAAAAUCCUCAGGAUCGGAGGGAACAAAUCAGAACUGGGUCCGCAACCUCAACUACUACAGGCUGGAUGGUAGCACCACUGCAUCAGAGAGGGAGCGGUUGAUUAACCAGUUCAAUGAGCCUUCAAACACUUCAGCCUGGGUCUUCCUGCUCUCCACAAGAGCGGGCUGUCUGGGGGUGAACCUGAUCGGGGCCAACCGCGUGGUGGUGUUCGACGCCUCGUGGAACCCGUGCCACGACGCCCAGGCCGUGUGCCGCGUGUACCGCUACGGCCAGCGCAAGCCCUGCCACAUCUACCGGCUGGUGUGCGACUACACCCUGGAGAGGAAGAUCUACGACCGGCAGAUCUCCAAGCAGAGCAUGUCUGACCGGGUGGUGGACGACCUGAACCCCGUGCUGAACUUCACCCGGAGGGAGGUGGAGUCGCUUCUCCACUUUGUGGGGGAGGAGCCUGAGCCGGCCCGCCUCCAGCUGCAGCCGCGGGACGCCAUGGAGGACGUGCUCCACAAGGUCCUGCACAUCUACCCCCACCUCAUCACCAAGCAUCCAUUCCCCCAUGAGUCCCUCCUGAUGGACCGCAGGGAGACGAAGCUGAGCGCGGCGGAGAAGAAGGCCGCCAGGAAGGGCUAUGAGGAGGAGAAGCGUUCCUCCGUGCCCUACACCCGGCCCUCCUACGCCCACUACUACCCGGCCAGCGACCAGAGCCUCGCUAACAUACCGGCCUUCAGCCAGAGGAACUGGCGCCCCCCGCCCCGCAUGGAGGAGAAACCCGUGGCUAACGUGCAGACGGUCCAGUCGACUCCAACUCCCACAAUGCCUUGCCAGGCGCCGGCUGACACCACAGCCAGCGAUCCGUCUGAGGGCAGCCUGGGGGGCUUCCCCAUCAACUACCUACACAAGGCCGGGGUGUUUGUGCAGAAGAUCGUCACCACCACUGACAUUGUCAUUCCUGGAACCAACAGCUCUGCAAACGUCCAGGCUCGGAUCGGUGCCGGGGAGAGCAUUCACGUGAUCAGGGGCACCAAAGGUGCAUACAUCCGUACCGGCGAUGGUCGCAUCUAUGCCAUCAGGGCUGCCAACAAGCUCAAGGGCGCUGAAGACCUCUCUACAUCCCGAGAUGCCCGAGAGCCAGCAGAGGAAGUAUCGAACAAUGGCGGUAAUGUGGAAGUCCCCCCGGUCUCGCCCGACGGCCAGGAUAUCAUCAGUGAGCUGCAGCGCUACGCGGUUGGCCCAGGGCUCCGUGCUAACGAACCAGCUGUAGGCACCACAGGCCCCCAGGAGAUGGCGCCAGACUCUGCCUCGUCCACUAGCACCGACCUUGCUAGCGCCAAAGAAGCUAAAACCAACGACAACAAUGGCGUCAUUGCCACGACCAAGGUUAGCAUGCUUAACCAUCACUCGAAUGCCUCCUUGGCUAAUGCACAGCCUAGCAUGGAUGCCUCUACGGGUCAAGACCUCAGAACAAGCAGCAAACGCAAGACCACAACCCCGCCGCUGGAUAAGCGAGCCAGCCAGCUGCCCGUCCCAGACAAGCAUUCUUCAGCCUCGCUGGCUCCCCAAGGUUUCCCAAUCUCAGGAGGCUAUGGGAUCCCUCCACUAAGCCUCAACCCAGCGAUGCUAAGUGGGUCCAUGGGCCACCCGUUCCUCAUGGGGACAAACUCCCCCUUUCCCCCUCCCUACUUUCAGCAUCUCCUCGGACAAAUGGGGGAACCUGUGAUGUACCCUGAGAAGUUUGGUUCAGGCAGUGCCGGGACAGUGCCGUGUUCCUCUGCCUUAUCCACUCCCUGCUCUGACAGCGUCUUCUGCGCCUCAUCGUCAGUGUCCUCUUCGCCGUCAGUGGAGAUGGACACUUCUAGUGUAAGCGCCUUGCCUCCGUUCAUGAUGAACCCCAGCGUGGCUGGCAUGGCGGGGAUGCUCCCUCCAGGCUACCCCUUGUCCUACACCCAGUCCCUGGCCAGCCUUUACCCAGGAGCGAUGCACCCCGAUGGGCUCCCCGGCUCAGCUGCCACCCCUGGCCCGGCCGGAUCCAGCUUUCUCUCCAAGUACCCUCCCGGCAGCGCCUCAAGCUCUUCCUCAUCUUCCCCGUCCCCCUCCUCUCCCUCCGCCCAUUUCAGCAGCCGUCGGGGCACAGUGCUGGUUAAGAAUGGCGGGAAUCUUAGUGCCACGGGUAGCUCCGAAGACGAUGAUGAUAAUGAUGUCAUCGAGGUGAUUGGACAGUGACAUGUGUCACGUGACAUUGGUCUUUAAACAUUGUGCGGUUGAUUUGAAGCCCUUAUAAAAUAGGAGGGAACUUCCUAUAUGCUUUUAGCAAGGCAUCACGGGGUUGGCAGCUCAAAUUGCUCCUUCACAAGGAGAAUGACAGCUGCUCUUCGAGGGCUGUGAACUAAAAAUGACUAUCUGGCCACAAUGCUGAUUAUCACAACAAAAGGAAAAUCGAAACCUGAAGAUGGAAUGGAUCACUGCAGAGAUGGAAAAAUCGGGACACACUAUCACUGGACUGACUACCGAGUGUUGGCCUGUAGUGCCCAUAAAUGGCCACUAGAUGUGCUGCUAAACUUAGAAGUAUCUGAGUCUAUGAAGACAGUAGUGCUGAUGGUGCGGUAAAUGGCUCUAUAAGAUAACUGAUGUAGUGAUUUGUUAAAAAACCUUUAACAGUUCUGUGGUUAGCCUGUAGUUAUGUCCGUUUAGUGGUGAUAUAUCUAUAACACAUGGUGUCAUGGUUUUGUUUGGUGACCGUCAAGUGUAGAUUCUCAGUAUUUCUUUGACCUUAACGCAGUUUGAAAAAACGAAGUACAUUUUGAAUGGCAUUCGAUUGCAUAUAUGAAUGCACUGCCACGACAGUCGUAUUGUUGUGUUAUUUGUGGGCAGAGGGUGGCCAAGAUGUUUAGCGACAACCAUUAAAAGGGCUUUGGGCUAAGCUAAGGGUUCCAUGUAGCCUUCCUUAAAACUCUUCAAUUACGAAUGUAAACCUAUUUAAUCGCCUUUAAGCCCGGUCUUUUAAAACACAUCCUCUAUUAUGGCGUCAGACGUUUCAGAGAUCCGAUUAUUUUUCGUUUCCCUUUAUUUUGUAUAUUUAUAAAAUCUUUUUUUACAAUUUAUUUUUCAAAAAAAAGUAAAUGUUAUUGCCGAAUGAUGAUUACGAAAGCCAGGUCCCCGUGAAGUCGGACGGAGUAUCUGUGCGGCUACGUCCUUGAUAGCAGAGGCAUCAGCCAACAAAACAAUGCCUUGACCUCUGCCUCGAUCAUUCUGAAUGUGAACUGUGAGGAUGUGGAGGCCUGGGGAGACACAUAGUGAGGCCCAAUCCCAUUUCUACCCCUUACCCCUUCCCCUUUCCCCUCCCCCUUGUUUUGAAGGGGUAAGGGGUAGAAAUGGGAUUGGGCCUAAAUCUCACCCGUGAUUUUGCUGUAGCCAGCACCGAUAAUGAUGCAUAACACACGGAAGCCUCAAGUCAUCAAUUCAUACCCCAAAUAAAUCCAGAAUUUGCAUCCCUUCACCCAAACAUGCUCUAUGUGACAGUGUUGCAUGUUUUUAAUGUUCUAAAGCGAGAAAAAGAUACUUGUGUGUUACUGUACAUCAUCUGCUCAUUCAGGUAUCUGUUAAUAGUCAAGUGUAGUCAGUCUGUGCGUUCUUGUUUGUACUUUUUGUUUUCCUUGCUCAUCUCAUCAUUUGUGAAAAUCAAACCAAAAUUGUUAUAUUCAAGGAAGUAGUCAUACCGAAAAAAAACUAAAUUCAUCUGAAUGCGCCUAAGAAGGUGCAUGUAACUCUGCAGACCAAGUAACCAUUUUAUUAACAGAGUACAAGCGCCAACCAUCUCUGAUCACAGGGGAGCUAAAGAAGUCGCUUGUAAAUAUAUAUAUUUUUUAAUUAGGUCACGUAUGUGACUUAUUAGUCACGCAUAUAUGUAUUCCUGUGCACCUUCAUGUUAUACUGUUUACGCUGCAUUAUGUAUAUGUUUUAUGUUGUAGAGUGGGUUAUGGUGGCAGUUGUGAUGUUACUGGGAGUAAGUAGAGGUACAAGCAUAUCUAGUUACUACAACGAGUUCAUUUCGAGUUCAUGAGAUAUGUACUGAAAUGUGAGUUUACCUUUUUUCCCCAAUGUCUGAAUUUACCAAAUGUAUUUGUUUGUGGCAGUCAUGCUGUAUCAUGAUUAGUGCAUAUUUAUUCAUUCGUUUUUUUGUAUUUUUGUACUUUGUUUCUCGUCUUUGCUAUUGCUGCGGUUGAUGCUUUGGAUAUUUCUCGUUGGCGUUAUUUGCAUGUGUGACGAGCUCGCGGACCUACCCUUUUCUCAAAACCUCAGAUAACAGAAUGUAAACUCAUUCACUCAUUAGCAUCUUUAAUGUUUGACAGUUAAAUAUAACCUUCUUUGAACAUGUGGGUUGGGUGCCAUUUAGAUUCUUAUUAAUCUGGUGAGGGUAGUGACAUUUUAUUAUGCCGGAUGACAGAAUAACACUGCUAUUAGUAUCAUAAUCUUUUGUCUUCACGCAUUUUCUUCCAUUCUAAUAUAAGCAAGGGAAAAUUUACUCUGACUGGGUAUGUUAAAGCAAAAAAGAUUUAUCAACAACUUACAAGAAUACUCUUUCACUCAUCAACUGCAUGUGAACAAAUUAAAUAUCAUCACGGCAAACAAACUUGCUUGAUAAACCGAAACUUAAGAUCAUCCUGUUAUGAUUUCCGUAUUACAUUUCCCCGUCUCUUCCUGAAUGUGGGCCUUAUUCUCUUUGCUGAAGGAUAAAGCACCAGCCUACUCAACUAAAUACGAUACACAUGGAGGUUUCUCAGUGAGAGGAACCACUGUGUGGUUGCCAGCUCAGUGGUUACGGAACCAACAACACGUUAUUUUUCUCACAGCUUUUUACUUGAAUUUUACGUAUUUAUUUAUAUUAAUCCGUUCAGCGGAGGAAACUACUGCAGCUGUCUUAAUUCCAUUUUAAGCUGGGGAUGGUAGAAGCCGCUCUGUGUGAAGGCUGCUAUAGCAUGUUCAUGAUCAGUCGAGGGAUGGAUGUGUAUGACAUCGAAUGGGUUUUGUAAAUAAAAGGAAAUAUGUUCUGAAUUAUACUGGUACUGGUAUUUUGAGUUGUAGUAGCUUACAUCUGCAAAUGUUAGACAAAACAAACACACACAAGCACACACAGAUAAAAGUGCUUUUUGAAAUGAAGUUGGAAAUAUGUUGUAGUUUCCAUAAACCUGUCCAUGUUUUUCAUCAGCAUGUUCUGUAUGACAAAAAUAGCCCAAGGUCAAUAUUUUCCAAUUUCUGGCCAUGGAAAAAAAAAACAUGUUUGGAUUCAGAUUAAGACAACACAGGCACACACACAACUUUUACUACAUCAGACUGUUGAGAGUUGCGUGCCUAUCAGUACAAGUUUUAGCAAAGCUUAACAUUUAAAGCCGGUUGUAAGCUAUUUUUGACUUCCAUAUCGUUCACAUUCAUGACCCAUCUUGGUGGACUUGGUCUGGUCCAAAGAUUGUAGAUAUGUCCCAUAUCAAUUAUUCACAUUAUGUGUUGAUCUAGAAUCAGGAUAAUCCUUUAGGUUUGAGAUUCUCCAACUAGAGAUUAAGAGAGGCUAUUGAACGGUUAGAAACCUCCUUAGAAAAUGAAGUGAGUUCUAAAUAUACGUAUCUAUGAACUUGUAGUCCCUGAAUUAAUUUCAGGGACUGGAAAGGCCUGCGCACAUUCCGGGGGCCUUUCCACAUUUCUGAACAUUGCAAGGGGAUGUAGAAUGUCUACUUUUACAAAAAAGGGCAAAAUGAGAAGCUCUACACAUUUUACAUAAAUUUGAACGUUCACAACAGCCUACUGUAAUAGUGUAGUACCAUAGCAUGCAAUUUGAUGCAAUAUGUUUGUUUGAAUGUGAUGUGUCUAUCUGAUACCUCUAUCAGGUUGAUGUUGUGUUGUUCUGCAAUGUUGUCGGGUCAAAGGUUAUUUGUCUAUUUUCUGAAUCACAUGUUAUGUAAAUUAAGUUUGAAAUAAUCGUGGUUGCAAUAAAAUCGGCAUGUCUGAGAAGAAAUUUGUG